Messenger RNA from Magnusiomyces paraingens, 2475 nucleotides. RefSeq lists its product as uncharacterized. The coding region runs from base 1 to 2475 and encodes 824 amino acids. The transcript has a single exon. The record is from RefSeq and is a predicted model, not a curated record. NCBI's taxonomy places the organism in Eukaryota, Fungi, Ascomycota, Dipodascomycetes, Dipodascales, Dipodascaceae.
AUGCCGCAGCAUGCCUCCACAGACUUUUCGCUUUCUCUCUUGAAGUCUUCUUCGGCUGGCCGCAAGCGCCAGGCACUCGCAGAGGCUCGGAAAAAUAAUGACCAUGUUUUCAUGGCUUUGUAUCAAGAUCGACUUUCCUACAAGGACAUGAAGGCGCUGAUAUCUGCACUUGGUCUUUCCAACUCGCCCCGUGCGCACGACAUUCUCAUGUCAUACCGCAUUCUUUCUACCCUUGAAAAAUAUCUUGAGGAGACUGACUCUUGGUCUUUCAACAUGCUCAGCAAUUAUGAGUUUCAAAAAAACGUGCGCCAGUUUGACCUUGACGUUGCAAUCGUCGUUGGUGCUCGCUCAGAACAUCUUCUUGCUGAAAUAUAUUCUUGGAAUAUCCCCAAGCUAAAAAAAACAAUCAUGGGGUUUUCUACAUAUUCCUCAGAUGACGCAACAAUUCUUACAGUUCUUGUAUUUCGUAUCCUUAACAAUUACUCUACACUUGAGUUUACUCUUCAACUUGCACUUUCUCGCGCAACUUUGAUCAAAAUUCACCAUGAAAUGUGCUCAUUAUUUACAAAAAUUCCCGGUGCAGAUGAGGACCCUCUGUAUGAUGAUCCCUAUCAUCGUCGUGAGCGUGCGAGAAACGAGUCUCUGGUAGAGGCGUACCGCCGGUUCGUCACGUCUCUUCUUUCAGAACUUGAAUCUACCCCUUUUGAAUCUGUUCAGCAAGAGCUCUUUCAAAUUGUUCGUGACUUGCGCUCAAUGUUUUACAAAUUUGCAGAUUCAAACACUUCCAAAAACUUAAAAUCCUUGGAACAGCAAAGUAACCAGACUGGACAGCCUCCUCUUUCUAAUAGCGAACCGCAAACUCCAUUAUCCCCUACUCCAUCUUCCGAUCCGUCUUUAAACAUCCCCAAAAUGACCAUUCCUGAAAACCUUGCAGCCAACGAUAUUAAUAAUAAUAACAAUAAUUCUAACACCACUAAACAACCUAGUGCUAAGAAUCCCACUGACAUCCACCCGGAACCACAUUUUGACAACAACUACAAGCAGCAAAAAAAUAAUAAUAAUAUUCCUGAUCCGACUGCUUCAAAGAAAAUGGACACUCCUCCUCUUUCUGAUUCUUCCCGCAGCACACUUAAUUCCUUUUUUGGAUCCUCCAUUCCUACAUCAACAUCUUCAAGCUUCCUCUCAGGCAGCACAACACGUGCUAAAAAGACUUCUCGUCGCAAAACCUCAGGCUCAAGCUCAUCGGUUGUCUCCAGUUUAUCUGAAGAGCUCCCCAAUAUGCUUCAAGCUUUUGAACUUGCACGGAGACGAGAAGAAUAUUUUAAACAGCAUCAACAACAAUUCAGUUCUCCUCCAGGAACCCCAUCUACAUCAACCACUUCUGAUCAUGACCCACUAAAAACACCAACUUCCUCUACAACUUCGGAUAACAUAUUUUCACCUGAGUCUUCGACAACCUCUUACUUUACAUCUCCUACACAAAGCUCAUACGGUCCCGAGCUCUCUUCUAACUCCAACUCUAGUUCCAACCCCACCUCUUCUUCCUCAUCAUCCACCAUUACUCAUUCAACAUCCAUGUCUUCUCUGCAUCCUCCUCCUCCAAAUGCAAACAUUAAGCACCAAUCACCUAUUGCAGAAGCUGCUGUUUCAUCAGAGCAAAUGGUCCAAGUUAAGAUGGUUAAUGGUCGCAUGAUGAUGAAAAUUGAAAAUGGCCAAUAUGUAGAUAUGCAGGAGUGGGCCGAUCGCGCAAAUACUGUGUCUGAGGUUAACCACCAGUCGGCUACACAUCCGAGUUACUCGAUACAUAUGCCCUCGUCACCAACGCACUCGCAUGCUUCUUUGCAUACAGAAACCGGACUCAAAAAGAAGCCGCAACCAUCCACUGAACCUAAACAGCCGCAACGGGCUGUUACCGCUACCGUUACUAACGACGACCUUACAAAAAAGCCUGUUGCUCCACAUUCGGUCUCAACCCCCGAUUUGGCCUCGCAGAUUGUUGUUCCCUCUGUGACGACCAUCCCCAGCUCCGUUUCCACACCAUCAUUUGGUGUUGCUUCCAUCUUCCAGCCUUGGCUUAGAUCAUCUUAUAACGCUGGUGCAACACCUGUUAUUCCCAAGGAUGAGGUUGACAACUCGUUAGUGGUUUCUAAAAAAUCUCAAAAACAAAUUGCAGAUAAAAACCAGCCACAACCUAUGUCAACACUGGAUUUUCUGAGGCAGAACGCGCCUGGUUUAGGUCUGAGUACAAUUCCCGAAUCACGUUCUUCGCAGCCUCAACACCCGCCUCCUGUACUACUUAAGAAUGACACUAGCGUGUUUAAGCAAAAACAGCUUCCCGUUGCUCCAAGCGCGGCUUCUACUCCUGCAAUUAAUACUUCAGUAGUUGCAAAUGGUGACAAAUCUUGGAUCAAGGGUAUGAUUGGGAACGCUGAAAUGCAAUUCCCUAAAAAUUAUACAAAUGAGAUGGGAUUUUAG